CGGACGUGACGUAAACACGUCUGGCGCUGAAUUGAUGACGCCACGCGCCUAGAAACGAACCUUCUGCGACAAAGUACACAGCGGCUGUAUUAUUCAACAAAGUUUCUCUUUCUUAGAGUUGCGAAUUGCGUUUUUACCACAUACGUGGCCCAAUAACACGGAUUUAUUUACAUUUUUAGCUUAGGAAUCAACAACUUCGGAUCAACAUGUCGUACAUGCUACCACAUCUCCACAACGGCUGGCAGGUCGACCAAGCCAUCCUGUCUGAGGAGGACCGAGUCCUGGUUAUCCGCUUCGGACACGAUUGGGACCCGACAUGUAUGAAGAUGGACGAAGUUCUUUACAGCAUCGCGGAAAAGGUUAAGAAUUUUGCAGUCAUUUACCUGGUGGACAUCACGGAAGUACCAGAUUUCAACAAGAUGUACGAGUUGUACGACCCCUGCACUGUCAUGUUCUUCUUCAGGAACAAACACAUCAUGAUUGAUUUGGGCACCGGUAACAACAACAAGAUCAACUGGACAAUGGAGGACAAGCAGGAGAUGAUAGACAUUAUUGAAACUGUGUAUCGAGGAGCAAGAAAAGGCCGAGGUCUGGUAGUGUCUCCCAAGGAUUACUCUACAAAAUACAGAUAUUGAUUCUUCUUUUACUUCUCUUCUCCUUUUUGUUGGAGUUCUUUUUUUUCCAUCCCUGCUGUUUUGGACAGAGACUACAAAUUUCAGAAGUCGAGGAUUUUCUUUUCCAGUAUUUUCAUUUUGCCAGUGAAAGAGGACAAUAUUGUUGUUAUUGGUUGUGUAUUUGUUACUUUGUGCCAUUUGGGGUUUUUGUGUGUGGGUAUCAGUUUAACGCGGUUCCUUAAUGAACUGAUUAUUGUGCUUUUUUUAAUUUUCUUGUGUGAAAUGAACUGAACAGAUCACACACAGUGUACACGGCCCAUAUAUUUAAAAGUUGUAAUAAACCUGGAUUUUUACUGAGA
Haplochromis burtoni (Burton's mouthbrooder) is the source of this 973-nucleotide messenger RNA. RefSeq names its product thioredoxin-like 4A (gene txnl4a). Gene Ontology annotation, biological process: mRNA splicing, via spliceosome. Gene Ontology annotation, cellular component: spliceosomal complex; U5 snRNP; U4/U6 x U5 tri-snRNP complex. The coding region runs from base 207 to 635 and encodes 142 amino acids. The record is from RefSeq and is a predicted model, not a curated record. The transcript has 4 exons. Lineage: Eukaryota; Metazoa; Chordata; Actinopteri; Cichliformes; Cichlidae.